AGAAGUUCAAGAACAAUGUUCUUUGAAUUUAACACAUUUUCAUAUUGUGGCGGAUCGCACUUCUUGUCCAAUCUGGUUAAUCACUUUAUUAAAGAGCCUGUAUCAGUUAGUUCAUUUCAAAUUAACGAUGACUACAAGUUGCUCGAAAUAUUUUGAAUAUGAUUUUGUUCAUGCGUUAAACAACAUUGAGACGUUUGAACGUCUCUCUCGAGCACUUUCUAAUACUUUAGAAACUUUUGAAGUUAAUUUUCCUAUCGAAGAAGAUUGUUUAAGAGUCUUUUUGGAUGAAUCUAGAUUCAAACUUCGGCAUAUUAGGUUUUAUCAUCAUGAUGAGAAACAAUAUAAUCAUUUGGAUCCUUUUUUGAAACAUCACGACGGAUACUUGAGGAUUUUCAUCGAUUACGCUAAAAGGAAAAAUUCUCUUAAAGAACUAGGUUUCGCCAAACGAUACAUCUUCUCUAAACAAUACAUUGAAGAGGCGCAACGUUACUUUAAUAUAGUAAUGCUCAACGGUUAUGAAAUCGAUAACCCAUUCUAUGAUGUACCAAUGAAAAAUUCUCACUGGAGCAACAGAAAUACGAACUUCCCAAGAAUUUCGCGUUGGAUGAUGGCUUAA
This is a messenger RNA of Funneliformis caledonium, 616 nucleotides long. NCBI's taxonomy places the organism in Eukaryota, Fungi, Glomeromycota, Glomeromycetes, Glomerales, Glomeraceae. The record is from the annotation of a GenBank genome assembly.